Chenopodium quinoa (quinoa) is the source of this 1872-nucleotide messenger RNA. Its product is annotated as putative disease resistance protein RGA3. Lineage: Eukaryota; Viridiplantae; Streptophyta; Magnoliopsida; Caryophyllales; Amaranthaceae. The record is from RefSeq and is a predicted model, not a curated record. Gene Ontology annotation, biological process: defense response to other organism. The transcript has 2 exons. Gene Ontology annotation, molecular function: ADP binding. Bases 1 to 1872 code for a protein of 623 amino acids.
AUGGCAGAGGGUGUUCUUUUCAACUUAGCUGGAACAGUGUUGGAAGCCGUGGGUAAAGCAGCCAUAAAAGAGGCUGCGUCCUGGUGGGGUGCACGAGACGAUUUGAAGAAGCUGGAGAACACCAUCAAGUUGAUCCAAGCUCGAGUUCAUGAUGCUGAGAGGAACCAGGAAGAGCCAGGCAGAGAUUGUGCCAUCAAAGAGUGGCUUCGGAGGCUGAGGACAGUGCUUUACCAAGUUGAUGACCUGUUUGAUCUUGUCCUCACCGUUGACCGGGAGAAACAACAGAUGAAAAUGAACAAGCAGGUUUGUAUUCCUUUCUCGAGAUCAGGCACUCUUUGUUUUAACUGGAAAAUAUCUAGAGAAAUCAAGUCUAUUCGACAACAACUUGAUGAAAUCAAUUCAGAUAUUGCUGGCUUAAACUUGAAUGCCUAUCAUGAUCAUAGAGGUGAACCACAAUCACUAAGGGCUCGCUUCAUGAGGAAUAGAGAAUCAGGCUCUCAUGUGAAAGAAUAUGUCACUGGUCUUGGAAAAACCACUCUUGCUCAACUGGUUUUUAAUGAUGAGGGUGUUCAGAACCAUUUUGAUCUUACUAAAUGGGUCUGUGUACCUGAGGUAGGUGAUCAAAACACUGUAAUUAGGAGAGUUUACCAAUGCUUCACCGGUAAAGAGGAUUUUGAUAGACUCCUAUUUAGCGCGAUUGAAUCAUGCAUCCUAGAAUCGAUAAAGGAUAAGAAGUAUCUUCUUGUCUUAGAUGAUAUAUGGGAUGAAAGUAAACUUAGCUGGUUGGAUCUUCUAAGUUUACUUAAAUGUGGUGCAACUGGAAGUAGAGUUAUUGUAACAACACGCUCUGCUGACGUUGCAAAAGCUGUUGGGACAACAGAAGCCCACAAUCUGGGACUUCUAACUGAAGAAGAGUCCUGGAAUCUUUUCAAAAAAUUAGCAUUCCGAUCAGAGCAAGAAGAGAGUAGUAAUUCUUAUUUGACUCAGUUAGGGAAGGAGAUCGUUGAUAGCUGUGGAAAUAUUCCCCUUGCUAUCAAGGUUGUAGGAAGCCUUCUUCCUGACAUUAGUGAGGAAGCGUGGCGACAAAUUAGAGAUGCUCGACUCUCAAAGGCAAAGGGGAUGGCAGACACAAAGGCAAAGGGGAAGGAAGAAGAUGAUAUCAUGAAAGUGCUGAAGUUGAGUUAUGACUACUUGCCACCGGCAUUAAAGCAAUGCUUUGCUUACUGUUCAUUGUUUCCAAAGGACUAUGAAUACAGUAAGAAUCAUUUGGUAAAACUCUGGAUGGCGCAAGGAUAUUUUGACCAAUCAAGCACAGGUAUUGGAGAGAAAUACUUUAUGAAAUUGUUGGGGAGGAGCUUAUUCCAAGGUCCUAGAGAAGAUGCUGAAGGGAAUUUCAAAUGCAAAAUGCACGAUUUAGUGCAUGACUUGGCUCAAGAUAUAGCUAGUGAAGAGAUGAAACAAUUGGUCGAGCCUUUAGACCAGAUAUCUUCAACUGAUGAACUUAUACAUGUGAGUGCUAAAUUGGAAAAGCCAGAAGAUGGUGGAUGGGAAGCUCCAGUGUCGUUGCUUGCUGCUAGGAAGAUACGGUCAUUGAUACUGUUAAGACUCAAUGUUAAUAUUGCUAUCAAAUCAUCAUCUCUUGAAAUGAUGAUUUUGAAAUUUCAGUCUUUGCGUGCCUUAGACUUAGAGGGUAAGAAGAUCUCUGUGCUUCCAAAUUCUAUAGGGAAGUUGAGACACCUGAGAUACCUUAAUCUUGCAAGAAAUGAUCUUAUUAAAUGUCUUCCUGAUAAUAUAACAAGAUUACAGAACCUGCAAACACUGAAUCUUUUGAGAUGCUUUAAUCUUAGAGAGUUGCCUAAAGAUUUUUUGUAA